UCUGUCAUCUUCCACACAAAUGUCAUGCAACACCUCCUCCUUGCUCUUAUACAAGACACUGAGGAUAGUUCAUCUGGAGACAACAUCAUCAAAAACUCCUCCCCACAAAAAAACACCACCAAGAUUCAAGAACUCCCAAACAAAUGAAGAACCAUAGUACUCUUUCUUGGUUUAUUCUUCCCCUAAUCCUCUUCAUCACCUUCAAUCACUCCCAUGCAAAACAAACAGAAUCCAUUUCCAACACCCUGAGAAUCGAGCACUUGCUAAACAAAUUUUAUCAAUGGAGGAGUCAGCAGACACAAGAGAACCAACUAAAAUUAGCAACCCCUGUUGUUGUAGCAGGGGUUCUAUGCUUCAUAGCCGCCUCUAUAUCUAGCGCAGGAGGGAUUGGCGGCGGGGGGCUUUUCAUACCCAUAUUAACUAUUGUGGCAGGCGUAGACCUCAAGACAGCUUCAAGUUUGUCAGCUUUCAUGGUCACAGGAGGGUCAGUUGCAAAUGUUAUGUGCAACCUGCGCAGCACUUGCCCCAAAUAUGGUGGCAGGACAUUGAUUGACUUUGACAUAGCACUUCUGUCGGAGCCAUGUAUGUUGUUAGGAGUCAGUAUUGGAGUGAUUUGCAACCUUGUCUUCCCAGAAUGGCUUAUUACUAUGCUCUUUGCUACUUUUCUUGCUUGGUCUACCUCAAAGACCUGUAAAAAUGGUGUUCUGCACUGGAAAAUGGAAUCUGAAGAGCUGAAAAGAAAUGGGUGUGAAACAUUAGAGAAGAGGUCGGAUGAAAGUGAAGGGAUUGAAGCUACUAAAGAACCUCUUUUGGGUGUGAAAGGAGAUUGCAAAUUGAGGUUUCCAUGGAUGAAAAUGGGGGUCUUAGUUCUUGUCUGGUUUUCCUUCUUUACUCUCUAUCUUCUCCGUGGCAAUCGGCAAGGACAGGGUAUAAUUGAAAUAGAACCUUGUGGAGCGGGUUACUGGAUUAUCUCAUCACUCCAAAUUCCUCUUGCCAUGACUUUCACCGCCUGGAUCCUAUGCAAGAAGGAGCGCGUUCAACAUCAGGCUUCCAAUCAUGAGGAUGAAGAUCAAGACCUGAUUAGAGAAGGACCAUCAAACAAGCUCAUCUUCCCAAAUAUGGCAUUAUUAGCAGGUAUUUUAGGUGGUGUGUUUGGAAUUGGAGGUGGAAUGCUUAUAAGCCCACUUCUUCUUCAUGUUGGGAUAGCGCCAGAGGUAACAGCGGCAACAUGUUCUUUCAUGGUUUUCUUCUCUUCAACCAUGUCGGCAUUCCAGUACGUGUUGCUGGGAAUGGAACACACAGAUGCUGCCCUCAUCUUUGCCAUCAUUUGCUGUGCUGCUUCGUUCCUUGGAUUGGUAGUGGUGCAGAGAGCAAUUCAAGAAUAUGGGAGGGCAUCUCUCAUCGUAUUCUCUGUUAGCAUUGUGAUGGCUUUGAGUACCGUCCUGAUGACUACCUUUGGAGCUGUAGAUGUUUGGAGGAGCUAUGUUUCUGGGAAAUACAUGGGAUUCAAAUUACCCUGUUAAGAACAAUUUUUGUAAAUAGGUUCCUAAUAAGUUUUUCGGUUAAGCUACAAAGAAUUUUGUUUUCAAAUGAAGGGAAAUAAGUACUAAUUAAACAACUUGC
Corylus avellana is the source of this 1623-nucleotide messenger RNA. Its product is annotated as sulfite exporter TauE/SafE family protein 2. NCBI's taxonomy places the organism in Eukaryota, Viridiplantae, Streptophyta, Magnoliopsida, Fagales, Betulaceae. The record is from RefSeq and is a predicted model, not a curated record. Gene Ontology annotation, cellular component: membrane; Cul4A-RING E3 ubiquitin ligase complex. Gene Ontology annotation, biological process: protein ubiquitination.